This is a messenger RNA of Lampris incognitus (smalleye Pacific opah), 2053 nucleotides long. It is a transcript of the gene rmnd1, whose product is annotated as required for meiotic nuclear division 1 homolog. The record is from RefSeq and is a predicted model, not a curated record. Gene Ontology annotation, biological process: positive regulation of mitochondrial translation. Lineage: Eukaryota; Metazoa; Chordata; Actinopteri; Lampriformes; Lampridae. The coding region runs from base 292 to 1581 and encodes 429 amino acids. The transcript is spliced from 12 exons.
GUGACCUACUGUCGUGCGCUGCGAAGCAGGCGGCCGGACGGGUUGAAUGCGGCUACUUUUGCGUCCAGAAUGAGCGUCGUUUCGCAGUCGGUUGUUCACGAGGCAUGACGUGGUGAGUCGUUUCAUACUAAAUGAAAGUGACAAUAAAGCGCCUCGCUUAUCGUCCGCGGCAACUGCGCCGUUCUCUCCGCUGCUCUCAUGCUGAAUCUGCUCUUCUGAGGUGAUAGUGGACCCCCCCCCCCCCAGAGAUAUUGACAUUAGGAGACUUGGACAACUGCUUCCCAUGCGAAGAUGCUUCUGCGGACUUGGCUGUGCAGACUGGGAGGACGCCGGUGUCCGGAGAGAAGGUCCGCCGGUGUGAUUGCCUCGUUGAAUCCCUCACAAUCCUCCCAGCAACGAAAACACGAACCCACAUCGAGGACUCUCUCAACCUGGUCUACCUCCGGGAUCUUUCCCAGCACCUGGUAUCCAGACUGCUGUAAGGAGCAACGGCCUUGGAGAAGAAAUGCUCCGCAUGUUUCGGGUGGGUUUCAGCGCAACAGCAGCACCUUGUUGGAUGACCUUGGGACUCUCCGUGCAUGUGGAGGUUCACAGAGGCGUCCCUAUUCAACCAACCUCGUCAAGUCGGUUUUAAAAUCAGGUCUGAAACCGGUAUCAGUCCCCGGGAAGAAGGUCCCCAAAGGGCCAAGAACAAAACAACCAUCCAGAGCCAAUCAGCCUCACCAGGAGGAGGACAAGGAUAUGAUGCAGUGCAUUGCCUUUGCAACAGCGGAUCAGUACCAUCUGCCAACGCUGUGCCAUGACCUGAUAGGGAACAACUUCCAUGAAGUGGCUUUACCAAGAGAUGCUUCGAACGUGUUGGUGAUAAGCACCGACAGCGCUGCUAAACCGGACGACAACGCGGUGAUGUUCUUCUUCAGGGAAGGGUCUGUGGUCUUCUGGAAUGUCGAGGAGAAAACGAUGAAGAGGGUGAUGAGGAUACUAGAACAACACGAGAUCCAACCCUAUGAAGUAGCGUUAGUCCACUGGGAAAACGAAGAGAUCAACUAUUCCUUUGGCGAGGGAAAGUCAAAGCUCGAGCGCGGUAACUUCGUCCUCAACAGUGACAUCGACCAGGAGGAAGCCGUCCUGGAGAAAUUUGCGUUUUCGAACGCGUUGUCUUUAUCAGUGAAACUGGCAAUAUGGGAAGUCUCCUUGGACAGCUUCGUAGAGUCAAUUCAGUCAAUUCCAGAGAUGCUCAAGUCCGGGAAAAGCGUGAAGCUGUCCAGGACAGAAGUCAUGCAGAGGAUAGGAGAGCUCUUUGCUCUGAGACACUGUAUAAACCUGAGCUCUGACCUGCUCAUCACACCGGACUUCUACUGGGACCGUGAGAACCUGGAGCAGCUCUACGACAAGACCUGCCUGUUCCUCAGCAUCAACCGCAGGGUAAAGGUUGUCAAUGAGAAACUGCAGCACUGCACUGAGCUGACAGACUUGAUGAGGAACCACCUGAGUGAGAAACACAGUCUACGACUGGAGUGGAUGAUCGUCAUCCUCAUCACUAUCGAGGUGAUGUUUGAACUUGCAAGAGUGGUCUUCUGAGCUGCUGCGUACCCAAGUCCCCAACUGGUCCUGGGAAUCGUAAGGAGGAACGCUGUGCAGCGCAGAUUUACUCUGUCACACAAGUUACAUAAAUUACAUGAAAUCUAAGAAAUAAUGGACGCAAAUGUGUACAAAGUUCCCAGAGUUGAUUUUGUGCACACCUUUCCACACCAUGUAAUAAAUCAUUUUGUACCAUUUCAUUAUUUUGCGUAAUGUCACUGCAUGUAGAGAAAUUCAAAUGUGGCGUGUGCGUUUGUUCAGACUUUGAUGAAUAUACGUGUGUGUAAAUCCGGUCGGUGAGUCAUUUAAAUCAGAUCCCUUUGAAUGUGGUUGCGUGUUUUUAGCUUUUUGCUUUCUACGUGGGGUUAGAACGUCAUCAGUGGCUCUGUAAACCGACGGGCGUUACCAUGGUUACCAGAAUGGACAAGCCCAAGAGCUCAAAGUCGUCAAUACUUUGUCAUAAAAGAUGAAA